AUGGCGAGACAUAGGUCAUCCACGUCGCGGUGGACUACUGGCAACAACAAUCCUCAGGCCGACGGCUCACCAGCAGAGGCGUCAGAUGCUGCCACGAGACCUGCCAAUGCCAGGACCAAUAACAAGACCACCUCGGGCACAAAAGGAGAGACAACUGAAGGGGAGACGAAGCAACACUCACCCACUAUUCGUUUCUUCCCUCACCAGGAAGUCAGGAAUGGAAGGCCAUCACUGAAUUUCUCGCCGAUCACGCGGACCUUACCCAGCGAACAUUCCAUAAUAAGAGUCGGUCGGUAUAGUGAACGAGAGGGGAUUCCGUCGGCCAAUCCGACAGGCCCCUCUGACGCUCCUGUUGGCUUCAAGUCCAAGGUCGUUAGUCGAAAACAUUGCGAGUUCAGUUUUGUCGAUGGUCAAUGGCAGAUCAAAGAUGUUGCUUCUUCUUCUGGUACUUUCCUGAAUCACAUCAGGCUGAGUCAACCCAAUACCGAGUCGAGACUGUUUCCGAUCAAGGAUGGCGAUAUCGUCCAACUGGGCAUUGACUUCCGUGGCGGAGAGGAAAUGAUCUUUCGCUGUGUCAAAAUUCGGAUUGAGUGCAACCGGGCCUGGCAAAAGAAACCAAACAAUUUCAACAAAAGCAGGCAUCAACAAUUGCAGAGUCUCGCGAAAGACCAACCCUCUGCAGAUACCAACAGUGGUGAAUGUUCGAUUUGUCUGGGUUCCGUCCUGCCCUGCCAAGCACUGUUUGUGGCCCCUUGCGCUCACGUCUGGCAUUACAAAUGCAUUCGACCCUUACUCGAAGGCAAAAACAGCGUCUAUCCCCAAUUCCAAUGUCCAAAUUGCCGGGCGUAUUCAGAUCUGACCGCCGAGGUCGACCUUGCUCAAUCCGACAUAGACGAAUGGAUGGAGAAUACUGAUGACCCGGAGAACGUAACCGCCGAGGCCGGUGUUGACGCUGCGGUUGAUGCAAAUCAUGCCCCAGAUGCACAUAUCAAUGGCCAAGUAACAGGCGAACCAGACUCCGCGAAUCCUACCCUGCCAACUACGACCGUCAAUGACGAAGACACUCAAAUGGAAUUAGGGUCUGAGAACCCCCACGUCGCGAUAUCUCAGUCCGAAUCCGCUGACGAAAAUCCCUCCCUGGCCACGCCCAAUGCGUCGGGGCUUUUGGCCCGCCGGCAAGCUACAAAUCCGCGUUCGUCCGAGCUGUCCAUGAGCGGCAAUAUUGACAUGCCUAAUCAAGGUAUUGAGAAUGAGAUGCAGGCUCAGCUCGAACAGCAACGAACCAACACACAAACGCCGGAUCCCGACCAAGUCGUUGUUGCCGAGGGUCCCCUAACACCCAGGAAUAACGCAGGACCCUUUGUUUUUGACGGUAGUGCAGGGAGGUCCGAUGCGAGGCAGCUGAUGGUACCUGGGAUGGCGGAUGUUGUUGAUAGCAACCGUUCGUCAUGA
Fonsecaea erecta is the source of this 1452-nucleotide messenger RNA. RefSeq lists its product as hypothetical. The transcript has 3 exons. Lineage: Eukaryota; Fungi; Ascomycota; Eurotiomycetes; Chaetothyriales; Herpotrichiellaceae. Gene Ontology annotation, biological process: mitotic spindle assembly checkpoint signaling; protein ubiquitination; ubiquitin-dependent protein catabolic process. Gene Ontology annotation, cellular component: cell division site; mitotic spindle pole body; ubiquitin ligase complex. Bases 1 to 1452 code for a protein of 483 amino acids. Gene Ontology annotation, molecular function: protein binding; ubiquitin protein ligase activity. The record is from RefSeq and is a predicted model, not a curated record.